AUGUGGAAUAUAAGGCUCUUAGACAAACCGUUCAAUGCAAAGGUGGCUUAUGAUGGCCACCCAACAUUAUUUACCAUCAAGCUAUACCAUGGAGGUGAGUUCACCAAGUUUCUUGAUGUUCAAUACAUUGACGGAAGUGUGAACUAUGUUGGCAUGGUGGAUAUAGAUACAUUUUCAGUUCAUGAGUUGGAUGUUAUCAUGAAAAGGUUCAGGUACGGUGUUCCUCCUGUGAUUUACUAUCACUUCCUUGUGCCUGGUGGAGACUUCCACUUUGGUCUUAAACCCUUAGGCAGUGAUGAUGAUUUACGAACUUUUCCCUAA
Messenger RNA from Lactuca saligna, 321 nucleotides. The record is from the annotation of a GenBank genome assembly. NCBI's taxonomy places the organism in Eukaryota, Viridiplantae, Streptophyta, Magnoliopsida, Asterales, Asteraceae.